GAAUGAACUCUCAUCCUGCGUGUUUCACAGCACCCUUCAAUUUGCUCGAUUUGGAAACGACGUCUACCGUCUUCGCCGCGUGUUCAACGCGUCUGUGGUCAUUGCAAAAAUUGAAGAACCCGAUCGAAAGAGAUUGAAAUUGAUGCAAAGACGAAUUACUGUAAAUUUGGGAGAAAACGUGGUCUUGAUGAUGGCCUCGGUUCGGCAACAGCUGAGUAAUCUAGCUCAUUCGGGGGGUUCUCACAAGGACCAGGCAGAAAGGUACCGAGCGAUAUUGGAUGCUCUGCUAACGUCGUCGGGCGAGGAGUUGGUUGACGCGUUGAAAGUCUUUAUCGAAGCGAUCGUCAAUGAGAACGUAAGUUUGGUUAUAUCGCGACAAGUUUUGACAGAGGUUAGUAGUCGGCUGCUUGCCUUACCUGAUGAAAUUUCAAAGGCUGUUUCUCAUUACACCCUCGAUAAGGUUCAACCGCGUGUUAUAUCAUUCGAGGAACAGGUUGCCAGUAUCAGGCAGCAUUUGGCUGACAUCUAUGAGCGCAAUCAAAAUUGGCGAGAGGCGGCAAAUGUUCUCGUUGGUAUACCGUUAGAAACUGGACAAAAGCAAUAUACUGUCGACUACAAGCUCGAUACUUACCUCAAAAUUGCGCGGCUCUAUUUAGAAGAUGACGAUCCGGUUCAGGCAGAAGCAUUUAUAAACAGAGCAUCACUUUUACAGGCAGAGUCAAAAAAUGAGCAAUUGCAAAUUUACUACAAAGUUUGCUACGCUAGGGUGUUGGAUUACAGAAGAAAGUUCAUCGAAGCUGCUCAGCGGUACAACGAACUCUCGUACAGAUCGAUUAUACACGAAGAUGAGCGUAUGACCGCGCUUAGAAAUGCAUUGAUAUGUACUGUACUUGCAUCCGCAGGCCAACAGAGAAGUCGCAUGUUGGCUACCCUGUUCAAAGAUGAACGUUGCCAACAGCUGCCGGCAUAUUCGAUUCUUGAAAAGAUGUACUUGGAUCGUAUCAUUCGACGCACCGAGCUACAGGGUUUCGAGGCGCUCUUGCAGCCCCAUCAGAAAGCCUGUACCAUAGACGGCUUGGGUUCAACAAUUUUAGACCGAGCUGUCAUCGAACACAAUCUCUUAUCUGCCAGCAAACUCUACAAUAACAUCACCUUUGAGGAGUUGGGGGCUCUGCUCGAAAUUCCUCCGACGAAUGCAGAAAAAAUUGCCAGUCAAAUGAUUACAGAGAGCCGAAUGAACGGAUACAUUGAUCAAAUCGAUUCAAUCGUACACUUUGAAACCCGUGAAAUCUUGCCAACUUGGGACAAGCAAAUACAGUCUCUUUGUUACCAGGUGAAUCAAAUAAUAGAGAAAAUAGCUCAGACUGAACCUGAAUGGAUAGCCAAAGCUACAGAAGACCAGAUGGUACACUAAUAUUAAAUUGUGUCCGCCGAUUAUCCAGUGUCUGAGCGAGUAAUCUUGCACAGCUUGUCACAUACCACACAACAAAAAAUUAAAAAUAAAACAUAAGCGGGGGUAAUGUGAUGUGAAAAAUUGUUCCCGGUGCCGUGAUUUGGUAGAAACGCGCUGUGCGUCAAAUUACCAUAUUGCUCCGAACAUAAGCAGAGGUUUUUGGCCGUUAACAGUUCUCCCUUUUUAUGUACUGGUAACUAAGAAAACACUCUGAAAUACUAUCUCAGAAUUUGGGGUCGUCUUUUAUGUGGGCUCAAUUUAUACUCCGAACAAUACCGUAAUAUCAUUAAAAACACAAAUUGUCUCAGCAGCUGCCAUUGUACAAACAAAGUUUCACUAAUCACGAAAAAUAUAGAUGACUUCUUAAAUAAUUACAGUGUCAUCCGUGAAAAUGACGACGAUCGGAUCGAAUUUCUGUAUGGAAAUAACAAUUGGUGGUAAAUAAUGUGUGUUACUUUCAAACCAACAACAACUACCCUUGUCUUUUGGUUAUGGAAAAGCAAGUCUUUCGCCACAUGUAAUACUACAUAUAUAUAUACACAAGGGUGAGCAAAAAAAAAAAGAUUUUUUUUUUUAUUCUUUGCUCAAAAUAUCACCAUGUGGACAUCCUGUCCAAAGCGAAGCCCAUAAUUUCAAUUUUCAGAGUUCUUACAUCGAACCUAAAAUUUUCUUAUUGAAUUAACACACAAAAGAGGAUUUUUCAAAAUUAUUUUCCCCUGAAACC
This is a messenger RNA of Diprion similis, 2177 nucleotides long. It is a transcript of the gene CSN4, whose product is annotated as COP9 signalosome complex subunit 4. Gene Ontology annotation, cellular component: COP9 signalosome; cytosol. The coding region runs from base 143 to 1414 and encodes 423 amino acids. Lineage: Eukaryota; Metazoa; Arthropoda; Insecta; Hymenoptera; Diprionidae. The transcript has 8 exons. The record is from RefSeq and is a predicted model, not a curated record.